AUGGCAGCGAUGCCGUUUCGCGAGACUCGAGCGAAUGUAAUCGAGCUCGAAUCCGGCGAGUUCGUGCUCCUCCUUUCCCUAUCCACGCUCCCCAAUACGCAAUUAAUCUCCAUCGAUCCCGUAACCGGCGCUCUCCGAUUCUCGAACCGUCCCGGCCUCGACGUUUUCCGCACCGAAUCCGACGCGCUCUUCGCUGCGACACGUGGCAACACCGUGGCCGUCCGAUCCGCCGUGCACGGCCACUGGGAAUUCGCCUGGAACGAGUUCCUCUCCGCGCCCUUCCGCGCGCUGGGCCUGCGCGCGCACUGCGCGGUACUUCUCCAGGGUCUUGCGGAGCUGCGCGCGUUCUCCGACGCGAACGCGCGCCUGGCGCACGUGGUGUCCCUGGCGCGGCGGAGCAGGCUGCACCCGGGGACGCGGUACCUGGCGCGUGGAAUCAACACAGCUGCUGGGACAGGCAACGAGGUGGAAUGCGAACAAAUCGUGUGGGUCCCUCCUCCACCUGGAACCCUCUCCUCUUCAUCUCCAGGACAGCCGGGACCUCCAGUGGAGUAUUCAACGUUUAUCUGGCGUCGGGGGACGGUGCCCAUAUGGUGGGGGGCGGAGAUCAAGUCGUCUAUCCAGGAUGCGGAGAUAUUCGUAGCGGAGACUCAGGCAGAAGGGAUUGCUCCGUACUUUGCCCGCCUGCUACGUCGCUACUCCCCCUCCUCUCUCUCCUCUGACCCCUCCUCCCCUUACUCCUCUCACUCCUCUCGCUCCACCUCUCAAUCCUCCUCUCAUCCCUCCUCUCUCGCCGCCCCCCCGCCGCCCCGGAAGUUUCCCAUAGUGUGCGUGAACCUGCUGCGCAUCGGGGUCGGCAAACCCGAGCUUCUUCUCUCCGACCACUUCCAGGAAGCCGUCCGCUCCGCGCGCUCCCGCCCGGAGCUGCGGGCGGCGUCGCUCGACUUAUUCACGUACGACUGGCACGCGAUGACCAGGGCGGUGGGGGAGGCGGCGACUGUGGAGGGGCUGUGGCAGCGGCUUAAGGUGUCUCUGCAGGGGAUUGGGUUCACCCUGGGGAGGUGGCACCCAGGGGAGGUGAUAACUGGAGGAGGGGCGGCAGUUGGGGGAGGGGCAGUAGGUGGGAAUGCGAGAGGGGGGGAGGAAGGGGGAGUGGGCGGAGAGGUGGUGAUUAGGAACGUGGGGUUGCAGGGGGGGGUGUUUGAGGUGGUGAGGCGGCAGCAUGGCAUGGUGCGGUUCAACUGCGCUGACUCACUCGACCGCACCAACGCUGCUAGCUUCUUCGGUGCGCUGCAGGUGAGGCAGCUUGAAAAGCGUUUUGGGGCCGUGCAGUGCCAGCACCUGGGAAUAUCCCUGGACGCCGCAUGGGCUAGAGGCGGCGGAGCAGGAGGGGGGGUGGGUACCAUGCCAGGCAGAAGCACAGGAAGAGCAGCAGCUGGAGGCUUUGGGAGCGAGUUCUCCCAGUAUUACAACGCAGCGUUUGGGGGAGGGGACGGGGGAGGAGGAGCGGGAGGAGGAGGAGGAGCAGGAGGAGCAGGAGGGUGGAGUGGAGGUGCGACCAGGGCGCCAACACAGGAGGAGGAGGAAGACGCACUAGCAGCCGCGCUGCCACCCGGGUGGGAGAUGCGGCGAGACCCGUCUCGCAGCAAGGUGUUCUACAUCGACCAUAACACCCGCAAAACCACCUGGACCCACCCCUGCCCGCCCCCUCCUCGCGUCGCCACCUUCCCCACUUCCUCCUCCUCCUCCUUUCCCCCCUCACAGCAGCAGCAGCAGCAGAUUCAGCACCCGCCGCUCCCCUCCACUCUCUCUCACGCGUGGGCGUCUCUCGAUAUGAGUGUGCGGGAAUUCCAAGCCACAGUGCUCCCAUCCGCCGUCACAGCCGUAGCAGACCUCUUCUCAAUAGCCGGAGACGUGCACGCCACGCUUUACACCGGCUCACGGGCCAUGCACUCCCAUAUCAUACACAUCUUCAGCAGCGAUCCUAGCAAGGCCAAGAAAGGCGCCGCCGCCAGCGCGGCAAACAUCGGAAUUUCCCUCCAGAGGCGGUUUUUGAACCUGGUUUGGGAUGCUACCAGGCAGCGGCAGCUCGAGGUUUUUCUCGGGCUGCGCCGGCACAAGUAUUUUUCCUUCACGCUGCCCGACCGCCCGCUCCUGACCGUCUCCCUGCCGUCCUCCCCCGGAGGAGGCUCGGGGCACGCGCACGUCCUCCGACCGGUCCCGAGCCUGUUCCCAAGCCUGUACCGGACCGACGCGCUGAUCAGUUCGUAUGGUGCCGGUGCUGCCGCCGGUGCUGGUGCCGGUGGUGCCGGUGCGGGCGGUAAGGGGAUGGUGUGGGUGGUACCGGGGUGGGUGCCACUGGUGGAGGUGCAUGUGAGUGUGGCGCUGCCCUGCCAUGUGACCCACGUGCUGCUCACUGUUGCCCAUGGGGCAGACGACUCUCUUGCUCCGCCCCGCUUUGAUGUGCGCGUUGGAAGGACCAUCGACUCGCUGCAUCUAGUUGCUGAGGGUCUCACCAUACCCCGCUGCGCCAGUGGCACAGUCCUGCAGUACCCCCUCCCUGCUACCAAGCCCACCCGUCCUUCUGCUUCCACUCCUGCUGCUCCUGCUUCAGGGGUAACCACCGGGGGGACGCUGGGCUAUGGGGGAGCCGGGUCUGGCUCAGCCCCAGUGUUUGUAGAGGGAUAUAUAGGGCAGCAAGGCAGUGUGUAUCAGCAGCAGCAGGGAACUGGUUUUCAGCAGCAGCAGCAGCAGCAGGGUGUGUAUGAGAGGGGAGGGGCGGUGUCCUCGUCUCUGCUGUACGAUUACGCAGAGGAGGGCGAUGGGAGAAUCGACUUCUUGACCCGCUUUGUCUCGCUCACCUUCUACACGCCUGCUGCUGCUUCUGCUGCUUUUGGCGGUGCCAGCGGCGGUGGCGGUGGCGGAACCAGCAGUUCCGGUUCCCCCAUGACUCUGGGACAGGUUGAUCCAUUCAGUUCUGGAUUCACCGACCCGUUUGCUUCGUCCACCAACCCUUUUGCCGAGCCUGCUCCCGGACCUGGCUCAGCAGCCCUGGGACCUGCUGCCGAGGCUGAUCUGGUAGGCUUGGUGGGAGGGCUGAGCAUGGGAGCAAACGGAAUGGGACCAGGGUCAGGGGCAGCUGCAGGCACAACAACAGGAGGAAGAGCAGCAGCAAUAGCAGGGACGGUGGCAACAGGAGCACCAGCAGCAGCAGCAGGAAUGGGUGGGAGUCAACCAGGGGGGUGGGAGUCGUUUGGGGCCUUUGAUGAUGGGGGCUUUCAAACCAGUAGCAGCACCAGCAGCGGUGCUGCCAAUACUGCUUCUAAUCAUCCUUUCGGUGCGGCCAGUGGUGCAGACAGCAGCACGCAACCUGGUGGGUGGGAAUCGUUUGAUACGAGCACAACUUUUAGCGGCACUAAUGCCAGCGGCAUCACAGCGAGCAGCAGCAGCAGCCAGCCUGGUGGGUGGAUGUCCUUUGAUGCAUCGGCUACAAAUUCAGCAGAAACAGCAGCAGCAGUGACAGCACCAGCAGCAGCACCAGCAGCAGCAGCAGCAGCAGCAGCCCCAGAAGCAACAGCGACAGCAGUAGCCACUCCUUCUACUGCUGUUGAUCUCGAGUGGGCCUCUUUCAAUCCCCCAGCAGCUAGCCAACCAGCAGCUGCCACGUGGCACCCUCUCAUGGCAUCAGAAGCUGACUCACCAUCGUCCCCACCCCACAGCCCAGAAGCGCUCAAUCAAAGGGAGCAGCAGCAGGGAAGCAGUGUAUCCGACUCCCAGCAGGCACUAAGGCAGCAGCAGGAGAGCUAUACCGGAGUCACCUUUGAAAAUUCUCAAACGGGCGGUGUAUUCGAUUCGCUUCAAGGGAAUGGUGGUGGUUCCCAGGGAAGGGGGGGUGUGGGCUCGCAUGUGACUGGAACAGGGGCAGGAGUGCGGUUGGCCUCGGCUGGAGGCUGGAAGCUUCCAGGAAGCUCCUCAUCUUCGUCAUCAGCAGGAGGAUUCGGAGGAGGGGGAGGGUCAGGAGGAGGAGCAGGAGGAGGAGUUGGGGGAGAAGGGAUAGGAGGAGGGGGAGCAACGGAAGGGCCUGGGAGGCCUGGGCCGCUAGAUGCUCCCAUAUGCAGGGAGUGCUGCCCUCCUGCUGUCUCGAAUGCUGUGCUCCUGCAUCGGGUUCGCCAGCUGCAGGCUCGGCGGCGGUGCGACAGGCUCGGGAGAGCCGUGGCUGAGGCUCGGGACUGGGGAUGUGCUGGUUUGGACAGAAGGAGCAGCGGAAAGGAAGAUUUCAGAGGGGAGAAGGGAGAAGAGAGGGAUGGGGAUGAGUGCCAUCAGGCACCUGUGGUUCCAGUGAUGUCGAGAGGAGGGUAUGGGGGGGAGAGUGGGGCGGCGGAAAUGUCUUUGGCAGAGCUGCCGCACGCUGGCCUGCUCUUCUCGGUCCCGUCAGAUACAUCAGCAGCCCCCGCCAACUCGCUCCUCCUCCCACCCUCCUCCCCCACCCCUCUCUCCUCCGUCUGGCGAGCCCCCUCCGACCUCACUGCUGUGGAAAUCGCAAUUGUACUCUCCGCACCGGCCCUUGUCUCUCGGAUCGUCCUGCACUCGGGCCUGCCCCAGUACACGCCGCAUCACACCCCCAAGGUCCGCAUUUCCCUCAGCACCACCAUCGACCAAUCAGAGCGUACCACAAUAGGCCUCUGGGACCUCCCCUCCACAGCAGCUGCCGCCCGUUCAGACACCAAAUCAAAUCCCAAAUCCGAGCUGCUCUUAUCCUACACCCUACCCGCCGCCGCCGCCCCCUGCCGGAUCAUCUGGCUGAAAUUUCUCCUGCCCGAAGUCCGCCAGCCGGGCACUCCAGCAUCCUGCAUCUGGGCUCGCAGAAUCCGCGUUUACGGGCAGAAAACAUUUGGUGACCCGACAGGAAUUGAUCCCGCGACCUCCGGUGGGGCUGCUGCUGUGCCCAUGGGAGCAGUCGUUGGUGGUGCCCCUGGUGCUCCUGUUGGGACUAUGGGGCCUGCAGGUGUUUCUGCUGCUGCUGCUGCUGCUGCAGGUGCUGCAGGUGCUGCUGGUGCUGUCGGUGCUGCUGCUGGUGGCACGAGUAGGUGGGAGUAUCAGCAGUUUCUGGAGGCCCCGGCUCCCAUGAGCCGAUCACGGGUACGUGAACAGCUGUAUGUUACUGUGGUGAAUUGUGCUACAGCAGAGAGUGCUGUUGGUCGUGGUGCUGAUAGCGGUAGGUGGGAGUAUCAGCAGUUUCUGGAGGCCCCGGCGCCCAUGACCCGAUCACGAACCCCAGUGGAAGGGGAGAGAGUGUGGGCAGGAGGAAGGAUUCUCGAACUUCUUCUGCCUGUCUCCUCGCCCCCUAUCUCGGGCAUCCGGCUGGACGCGCUCCCAUUGGACCGUUCCGCGGGAAUGUUUCUUUCGCUGCCCGGGGCAGCGGACGGCAGCCCGCUGGCUCGGGCGGCGCGGGGCGGGCUCAUGGAUGAGUGGGCGGCAUUCGUUGUCCCGUUCCGACUCAGGGACUCCUUUGGGCCCGCCACAGUCAUCACGGAAUUUAUUCUGCCCGCUGCCCGGCCAAACACGCCUCUCUACUUCGACUUCUCUCGACCAAUCGCGGGCAUUCGAAUCCUUUCAAUCGAGCUUAUAGGCGAUCUCUAUUCCUCCAAAGAAGAUUCUACCAGCACCACCACCACCCCUUCCUCUUCUUCCGCUUCCUCCUCCUCUCCCUCCCCUGCCCCUGGUUCUAACUCCUCUGCUACCUCUGCUGCAGCUGCUAUGUUCUCAUCUGCUUUCGGCGGUUCUGCUGGUUCAAAUGCAGCUGCUGCUACUGCUAGUGGUGGCUUUUCUGCUGCCGGUGCUGGUGGUGCCUACGCCUCUUCCGGGUUUGCUCCGGAUUCUGCUGCCACCACUGCAGCAGCAGCAGCAGCAGCAGCAGCAGCAGCAGCAGCAGCGGAUAUGGACGUGUCUCUGGGGCCAUUAUCACUGGCGGGCCGUGUUCGAGCAUAUCGCUACGCUCCUGCAGGUGACAUGGCGGGAUGGUCGCAGCUGGCAGGCGUGUGA
Closterium sp. NIES-65 is the source of this 6042-nucleotide messenger RNA. The record is from the annotation of a GenBank genome assembly. Lineage: Eukaryota; Viridiplantae; Streptophyta; Zygnematophyceae; Desmidiales; Closteriaceae.